This is a messenger RNA of Patella vulgata (common limpet), 570 nucleotides long. RefSeq names its product inactive pancreatic lipase-related protein 1-like. NCBI's taxonomy places the organism in Eukaryota, Metazoa, Mollusca, Gastropoda, Patellidae. The record is from RefSeq and is a predicted model, not a curated record. Gene Ontology annotation, molecular function: lipase activity. The annotation marks the transcript as partial. The transcript is spliced from 4 exons.
AGUAUCACGGAUAGUCAUUUCGACUCUGAAUUAAAAACGAUCCUCAUUAUACAUGGUUACACAGAUGAAGGGGACGCGGCAUGGGAAGAUGCCAAUGUCAUCGCUGUUAAUUGGAAAGAGGGCGCUGCCCAGAUCAACUAUUUUAAAGCAGUUGCUAAUACACGAGUAGUUGGUGCUGUGGCUGCUCAACUUAUCAAAGAUCUGAAGUCAGUUGGUGGAAUCAGUUACUCCAAUGUUCACAUCAUUGGUCACAGUCUGGGUUCUCAUAUUGCGGGAUAUAUUGGAGAAAUUAUACCAGGGUUGGGACGAAUAACUGGUUUAGAUCCUGCUGGUUUGGGUUUUGAAAACUAUGAUGUCACAGUCCGAUUGGAUCCUUCUGAUGCUGACUAUGUAGAUGCAAUACAUACUGACGGCGAAACACUUCUUCAGUUAGGAUUGACGAGCGAUGUUGCGUGUAGCCACAUGAGAGCUAUCGACCUCUUCACGGAAUCUAUAAAUGGCGACUGUACAUUUAACUCCUUUCCCUGUAGUUCCUGGUCCAACUUUGAAAACGGUCAAUGUUUGCACUGA